UCCUUUCUCCACCCCCAGCCCCGGGCCGGGGAGGCGGCAGAGCUGCAGCCCGGCCGCCGGCGGGGGCCAGGGGCAGCCCCGCACGGCCCCUUUCUCCGCCUCCGGCAAACACCUGCGGGGGGAGAGGGAUGCGAGGGGGCGGCCGCCCCCCUCCGCCGGAGCGAGAGCUGGUCCCGGAGCCGCCCCGGCGAGGAGGAGGAGAAGGAGAGGAAGAGAAAGGAGCAGGAGGGAAGUGGGGAAGUUGUGCCAUGCCCGCCCCGCCGAGAGCCGGAGCCGUGGGCCCCGCCGGGGGGGCGCGGGUCGCCCCCUCGUUGCUGCUCUCGCUGCUGCUGGGAGCCUCGGCCCCGCUCUGGCUGCGGGCGGAGAAGCUGGGGGAUGGAUGUGGGCACAUGGUGAUGUAUCAAGACAGCGGGACCCUGGCAUCCAAGAACUAUCCUGGGACAUACCCAAACUACACUCUUUGUGAGAAGAAAAUCCAAGUGCCUCCGGGAAAACGCCUGAUCUUAAAGAUUGGAGACCUGGAUAUCGAAUCACAGAAAUGCGAAUCCAGCUACCUUACCAUCCAGAGCUCUUCAACGUUGCACGGGCCAUACUGUGGUAACGUGAUGCCCGUCCCCAAAGAAAUCAUUCUGGAUAGCAAUGAAGCGACUAUUCACUUUGAGAGUGGAUCCCACGUGUCAGGACGAGGUUUUCUGUUGUCCUACGCCAGCAGUGAUCAUCCAGAUCUAAUCACAUGUUUGGAACGAGCAAACCACUACACAAAGGCUGAAUACAGCAGAUACUGUCCUGCUGGCUGCAGAGACAUAGCAGGUGACAUCUCUGGGAAUGUCGGAGAAGGAUACAGAGAUACCUCGCUGCUGUGCAAGUCGGCGAUACAUGCAGGCGUUAUCGCGGACGAGCUGGGCGGUCAGAUCAGCGUCACCCAGCAGAAGGGCAUCAGCCGCUACGAAGGCGUCGUGGCCAACGGCGUCCCCUCGCACCACGGUUCGCUGUCAGAUAAGCGGUUUACAUUUACUUCAAAUGGCUGCAACAAAUCUCUCAGUCUGGAAGAGGGAUUCCUCUCCAAGAGCCAGGUUACUGCAUCUUCCUACUGGGAGGAGACCAACGAAUUCGGGCAAGUAUUCCAGUGGUCUCCCGACAAGGCUUGGCUUCAAGUCCCAGGAUUGGCUUGGGCCUCUAACCACAGCAGCAACCGUGAAUGGUUGGAGAUAGACCUGGGAGAGAAGAAGAGAAUAACAGGGAUUAAGACCACUGGUUCUGGAUCCACGGUGAUGAAUUUCAACUUCUACGUGAAGACAUUUACAAUGAACUACAAAAAUAACAACUCGAAAUGGAGAACUUACAAAGGGAUUCUGAGCAAUGAAGAAAAGGUAUUCCAAGGGAACUCCAACUCCGGUGACAUAGUACGCAAUAACUUCAUCCCUCCGAUAGUGGCCCGCUAUGUGCGAAUUAUCCCUCAAACCUGGAACCAAAGAAUAGCACUGAAGCUUGAGCUGAUGGGUUGUCGAAUAAUGCAAGCUAAUAGUUCAUUUACGCAUUCAAUGUGGCAGAAACCGAGUCAGAGCACGGAAACCUCCCUUGGAAAGGAAGACAGGACUGUUACGGAGCCCAUCCCAUCAGAAGAAACUAACUUGGGCUUAAAGCUUACAGCUAUAAUUGUCCCCAUCCUCAUCGUGCUGUGUCUGUUCCUGUUCUUUGGAAUUUGUAUCUGUGCAGCCCUACGCAAGCGAGAAGCCAGAGGACUUUCUUACGGAUUAUCCAGUGCUCAGAAAUCAGGUUGUUGGAAACAAAUCAAGCAGCCCUUCACCAGACAUCAGUCAACUGAAUUUACCAUCAGCUAUAAUAAUGAGAAGGAGACACCUCAAAAGCUAGAUCUGGUCACCAGUGACAUGGCAGGUAACAUGCGAUGGAUUCAUUUUGCUCUGCACGCAGAGCAGGUAACAGGGAGAGGGAUGGGCCGGCGACGUUACAGGCUCCAGCUCUCAUGCAAGCUAUAUUGGAAAUUUUUUCUUGGAGUUGUUGGGAAGGAUUUCCUGACUCUGAAAUAGUUACGAGCUGAAGGUAACUGUGGAAGGCACUCAGGCAUGGAUGCACUGCAAGAAUGUGCCUAGGAUAGGACAGUUUGCCUUUGCUGACUAAUUUUCGUGUUUCGAUUUAAACACAAAUGUCUCUGGAAAUGGAACAAAACAUAAUGCCCCCUGCUGCUGAGCAAAUAGAAAAAUUGGUUUGUGGUGGGAUUUCAUGCCCAGCUGGAAGUUGUGCCGAGAUCCCUGUGCAGCUUUCCUGGUGCCCGAACUAUUUUGGAGACGAGGCCCCCUGAAGUGGAAGCAGGUAGAUGAGAUAGAAGGAAAAAAACAACCACAGUACUUCUCUCCUGUGCUACCUUGGUUCCAGGUCACUGUUUGGAUAGAGCAAAUCCCCGCAUCAAUACUAUUUGCAUCCCAAAGGGAUGGUUUUUUAAUUCAUCCUCUUAGCACAUCUUAUCCCUGCCUAGUUUAGUCUGUCUGGAGAGGCUAGUGAGACCAGCCAUUUCAUGGGAUCAGUGAUCAGCAAUCUUCCAGAAAGAUUAAUUUGCUCUUUCCAGCCUCCAGACCUUAGAAAUUCCUUAGAAUUUCUCCAAUGCAUUUGGCAAACACAUUUAAAAAACAAAUGGAUGGUUACUGUAAUUCCAUAUGGUGCUACCCUGGAUAUCUUUCAAAGAUGGUUUCAAUCCUUUCCAGAAACUUUCAAUAUAAAUAUGCAGAGACCUAUAAAGCAGUUUUAUUUCAUGAAGGAAAGGGAGUGAACAAAGGUUGCUCACAAAUCACAGUUAUCUGGCCCCCCUGGCCAUGUCUGGGGAGCCUCUGCUCUCUCUGUCCUCCACUCCUGCCAUGUUUGUGGGAAGUCUUAACUCUGAGCCCGGCCAGGCAGCUCCCCAGCCUUAGCAUUUCACCUACAGUCUCCUUAAAAAUAAGAAACACAAAAUAAAAAUCUGAACGCAGCCCAGAAAUGUGCCAUUUAAAAAUUUAAUCGCAGAGAGCAUGCAACUUGCAUAUAGCUUAACAUGCUACAUGAAAUUCCCUCCCUUCGAAUCCCCAGCUGCCUGCUGGUUCCCAAAGGCAGCCAGGAGCAAGUCGAGAUGCUUCAUCCUGAGCGAGGGAGAUUGUUGGGGAUGGCGGCAGCGACGCUGGGGAGAGCUGCACCACUUACUUAGUGAAAUAUCAUAACACCUUCACCCUACAUGCUGAAGUUUGGGACGUAGCCAGGAACUGCCAAAAAGAUUCACAGGACAUAUGGGAUCGAAUUCGACGCUCAUGUCAGAUGAACCACGAUGCCAGAACAGAAACUGAGCUAACUUCUUCACGCCUGCAUCAAAACAUGAUACUUUAGCAGUGUCAUUUACUAGAGCUGUUCAGGCCACCGUAUGCAUCCGUAAGAGAUUGUCACUAGCACCAAAGUGAGAAAGCUAGAACGCUGAAUUUUCUCAUAAUAGUUUUACUGGAUUUCUUUGAAAACCCUUUUAGUCCAGAUCUCCUUACACGGCAGCCUGGCAUCUGCCUCGACUAGAGGUGCAAACACCACGCUUCUUGAGGCCGCGUUUCCUCCAUCUCGCUCCUUGCUCCUGCUCGGGCCGUUUGCCCAUCCCCAGCUCCGUCCCCGCUGUCCCCCUCGACCGGGAUGACCGCCCGGUUCCGCCGGGAGCGCCGGUCCCGCUUCUCCUCCCACGUCCCCCCUCGCGCGCCCGCAGCAGUGCUGAGCUGGCUUAGCGCGUUUCACACUUCCCUUGACUCUCUUGGCUGCUGUUCCACCUAACUUCAUCCUGCCUGUCACUCAGCUACUGCGAGAUGCCUUUUAAAUAAAGCCAGCGCUUGGUCAGGCUCGUUAAGAAUCCUCCGGGCAUUUUAAUUAUUCCAAAAGUGGAACACUUGUUUUGGAGAACUUCUCCUUCGUGGAUCUUCGUGCAAUGUCCUUUGUCCAGUUUGUUGCUAAUAUUUUGUUGACUUCUCUCUUUUUUUAGGGCUUUUGAGCGUACUCCAGAAAUGAUGUUAAUUCAUUUGGGUGGGUGGGUGGGGAAAGGGAGGGAGGCAGUAGGAAAAGAGGUGGCAGGUUGGAGUUCCUCCGUGGGAGAGCUUCUGCCACCUUCUGCAACGCUUGCUCACUGAAGGAGGUUACAGGACCAGCGUUGGGGAAAGGUUUCCUCACACCCCUGAUAACCACGCUCUUGAUACAAUAACCGAGCCAUUUUUCAACAUAAAAUACCUACCUAUGCAUAAGUAUUACAUACAUAAAAUAACCAAUCUAUGUCUUAUUGAGCAGUUCGUGCUUCC
Messenger RNA from Aquila chrysaetos chrysaetos, 4307 nucleotides. RefSeq names its product discoidin, CUB and LCCL domain containing 1 (gene DCBLD1). The coding region runs from base 129 to 2048 and encodes 639 amino acids. Lineage: Eukaryota; Metazoa; Chordata; Aves; Accipitriformes; Accipitridae. The transcript has 15 exons. The record is from RefSeq and is a predicted model, not a curated record.